UGUGAGAGCCACUGCAAAUCCUCCUUCCCAUGGGGCCCAUCUUCUGAGCUGAGAGCAGGAGGGGCUGAGUGCCUGAUUCUCUGGUCUAGUCCAUGCAAGAGCUGAGCUGGGAUGGAGCAGGACUCACGUGCCACGUGGGAGUUCAAUGGCUCCUUCCAUCAGCCUUCAGCUUUCCUCAUGCUGGGCAUCCCAGGCCUGGAAGCCCUUCACCCCUGGAUCUCCAUCCCUUUCUGUGCUCUCUACCUCACUGCUCUCUUGGGGAACUGCAUGAUCCUGUUCAUCAUCAGGAGGACCCAAAGCCUCCACGAGCCAAUGUACUACUUCCUGUGCAUGCUGGCGGUCACCGACCUGGGCCUGGCGCUGUGCACCCUGCCCACCACGCUGGGGCUCUUCUGGUUCAACCUGCGCAGCAUCGGCUUCGACGCCUGCCUCGCCCAGAUGUACUUCAUCCACAUCCUGUCCUUCAUCGAGUCCUCCGUGCUCCUGGCCAUGGCCUUCGACCGCUUCAUUGCCAUCUCCCGCCCCCUGAGACACCCCUCCAUCCUGACCAAGGCCACUGUCACAAAGAUAGGCCUGGCCAUCGUGCUCAGGGGGAUGGUCUCCCUCCUUCCCAUUCCCUUCCUGCUCAAGAGACUGACCUACUGCGGGAAGACGGAGCUGUCCCACUCCUUCUGCUUCCACCCCGACAUCAUGAACCUGGCGUGUGCAGAUAUAAAGGUCAAUGUCUUCUAUGGCAUGAUCAUUCUCUUGUCCACGGUGGGGAUGGACUUCAUCUUCAUCGUUCUGUCCUACAUCCUCAUCAUCAAAACCGUCGUCAGCCUCGCAACCAAGGAGGAGUGUCUCAAGGCCCUGAACACGUGUGUGUCCCACAUCUGUGCUGUCCUGGUGUUCUUCAUCCCCAUGAUCGGCCUCUCCAUGAUCCACCGCUUUGGGAGGAACGUUCCCCCUCUGGUGAACACUUUGGUGGCCUACACCUACCUCCUCAUCCCCCCCGCCCUGAACCCUGUCAUCUACAGCAUCAAAUCCAGCCACAUCCGCGAGGCUCUGCUCAGGGCCCUGCGCAGGACCAGUGGGGUUGACUGGUAGCUUCCCCCACCAGCUCUGCCACAGAGUGCUGCUGGACUGGUUUCUCAGUCAGGGACAGCAGACUGAUUUCUUGGUCAGAGCUGGUUCACUGCUUUCUUGGUCAUAGCUGCUGGACUGGCAUCUUGGUCAGAGCUGCUGGACUGGUCUCUUGGUCAGAGCUGCUGGACUGGUCUCUUGGUCAGAGCUGCUGGACUGGUCUCUUGGUCAGAGUUGCUGGACUGGUGCCUUGGUCAGAGCUGCUGGACUGGUCUCUUGGUCAGAGCUGCUGGACUG
Molecule: messenger RNA, 1359 nt
Organism: Manacus vitellinus (golden-collared manakin)
Lineage: Eukaryota; Metazoa; Chordata; Aves; Passeriformes; Pipridae
Product: olfactory receptor 51G2
Exons: 2
Coding region: 112-1086 (324 amino acids)
Biological process (GO): G protein-coupled receptor signaling pathway
Cellular component (GO): membrane
Molecular function (GO): olfactory receptor activity; G protein-coupled receptor activity
Source: RefSeq, a predicted model, not a curated record